This is a messenger RNA of Onthophagus taurus, 2463 nucleotides long. RefSeq names its product ATPase family AAA domain-containing protein 2. NCBI's taxonomy places the organism in Eukaryota, Metazoa, Arthropoda, Insecta, Coleoptera, Scarabaeidae. Gene Ontology annotation, molecular function: chromatin binding; histone binding; ATP binding. Gene Ontology annotation, biological process: nucleosome disassembly; nucleosome assembly; transcription initiation-coupled chromatin remodeling. Gene Ontology annotation, cellular component: nucleus. The record is from RefSeq and is a predicted model, not a curated record.
GACAUCUUAACGUCAAAAUAACCGGGACGUAUUAAAAUUUGAUUGUACAAAAUCUCAAUAAUUCUUCAAAUUUUUUACAAUUUUUUGUAUUCAAUUUUUUAAUCAAUGAAGAGGGUGGGGGAUAUAAAUCAACAAGUAACGGCUCAAGAUACCAAUCGUCGUUUAUGCCUCAGAAACAGCAAUACCCUUCCGGAUUUUUCAAAAGUGGGCGGCCUCUCCACUCACAUCCAACUCCUAAGAGAAAUAAUCAUAUUUCCUUUACUUUAUGAAGACUUAUAUAAGCAUUUUUGCGUUAAAGCACCGCGUGGAGUACUUUUUUACGGGCCACCAGGAACUGGAAAAACUUUAGUCGCCGGCGCAUUAUCAACGGAAUUAAGCCGAGUAGGAAAUGGGAAGGUAACAUUUUACCAACGUAAAGGUGCCGAUAUUUUAGAUAAAUGGUUCGGAGAAUCCGAGCGGAAAUUGAGCGAAUUAUUUCUUCAAGCGAACAAAACUCGCCCAUCGAUUAUUUUCUUCGAUGAAUUGGACGGGUUGGCGCCCGUUCGUUGUCAACAAAAUGAUCAAAAUCAUUGCAGCAUUGUUGCAACACUUUUAACAUUAAUGGAUGGUUUAGAUAAUAAACCUGGAGUUGUUGUAAUUGGCGCAACGAAUAGAAUCGAUGCGUUAGACCCCGCAUUAAGACGACCAGGACGGUUUGAUAGAGAAAUUUAUUUUCCUUUGCCUUCAGUUAAUGCUAGAAAAGAAAUAUUACAAGUUCAUACGUAUUCAUGGACUUAUAAACCUUCUAAUGAGCUUUUAUAUAAAAUCGCUGAAUCGACUUCUGGGUGUUGUGGUUCAGAUCUUCAAGCUUUAUGUGCAGAAGCAGUGCUUUGCUCGUUAAAACGGGAAUACCCGGAUGUUCAUAAACCUCGUUUAAUUGGAACGAAAAUGAAAAUAAAUAUUUAUAAUCUUGUGGUUCAAGAAAUUGAUUUUUUAAAUGCAAGAAUGAAUUUAGUUCCAACAGCGCAACGAUUGGGAAAUUAUAGAGCGCGAAAAUUGAGUCCUUUCAUAAAACCACUUCUUCAGAGGCAAUUGGAUAAGAUUAUUAAAUAUAUUAAUAUUUUAUUACCGCAAUUUACUCAGCCUUUUAAAAAGUUUCUUAUAGGUAAUGAAAGAUAUGUUGGGCGAUUGGUUUUAAAAGGAUCAAAUCAACAAGGAUUAAUUGUUCAUAUAAUUCCUGCAAUUCUUCAAUUUUUAGAACAUAUUCCUUGUUAUAUGUUAGAUAUCCCAGCUUUAUUUGAGACGAAUAUAAAAAACGCUCGUCAAAAUUUACCAUCAAUUUUAGUUCUAUCAAGAGUUGAUGAUUGGUGGGAUAUGAUAGAAUCAAGUAUUCAAUUAAGUUUAACAACAAUGUUAGAAGAUUUACAUCCGGGAAUUCCCCUUUUAUUAAUUGCAACCUGUAACGAAGAGCUGCCAUUAAUGUUACAAAAUUAUUUCUAUAAUAACAGUAGCAUAGUAAUAAAAAUUGAUGAUCCAAAUGUAGAGGAGCGCGAAAAUUUCUUUGCGCCUCUAUUUUUUGGAAACUCUGAAACGAGCGUUGCAACAAUUUUAAAAAAGGAAACUCCUAACGAAAAUAUCAAAGAAACCAUUCCAAUUCAAAAAUGUAAAAGGGAAAUUGGAGUGCGACACAAAAAGCAUCAAAUAUGUUUGAAAGAUAUAUCACAUAAAUGCAACAAUUUAAAAAGAAAAUCAAAUCGGUGUCAUCAAAACGUCCAUAUUAAAAAAAGAAAAAUCGACCGAUUUUCAGAUGAUCUAGAAGCCAAUUAUAAAUGUAAAUGUAAAAAAGCAUUUUCAACGACCUCUACAAUUAUUGAACACCGUUCAGAUAUAACAUCACUAGAUUCACGGUGUUCUUUAACCGAUUUAAAUAAAAAUCGGGGGAGAUCAAAAAACAUAAAAAACACGACUCUAAUCGAUAUGAUUGAUUGCUCGGUUUUCCAAGAUGAAAAUUUUAUUGGUAAAAUUCCCAGUAGGGUUGCUUCCGAAGGAAGUGUUGGUACAUUUUUGGAGACUAUCGUUAAAAAAGAACCUAAAUCAUUCUUUGAAUUUGAAAGUACAACAAAACUUUGUCAAGAUUUAAACAAUCCGAAAACGGUUGAUAUUUUUAAUUUGUGGAAGAGAACGGCGCACGAAACUUCAGCAAAUUUGCCUGUCGGCCAAUUGGAAAUGCUUUACGAUAUUAUAGCGGCAUGUAUUGUUGUUAAUAAACAUAAAUAUCACGGAUUCAUAGAGACUCUUGAAAAAACUUUAAAUAACUUUGAAAGGUCUACAAAGAGUUAUGCGGAGUGAUAAAAUGGGUUGCUUUUUGUUUUAAUGAAAGUGAAGAUGUUUGAAAGAAAAUUUAUGUGGUUUAGUUUGAAAGGGUUAUUUUAAUAAAUGUUGUUUCUUGUAUUGUUGAGAUCACAAUUAAAUAAUUUUGAAUUA